CUGACCCCCGCCCCCCCAUCCCCGGGCGGCACCAUGAGGCCCCUGUGGCUGUGCUGGGCGCUCUGGGCGCUGCCCCUGACGGGCCCCGGGGCCGCCCUGACCGGCGAGCAGGUGCGGGCCAGCCUGCUGCGGCAGCUGGGCCUCCGCGAGGCGCCCGUCCUGGACCAGCGCGACGUGGAGGGGCUGGUCACCCCGGCCCACGUGAGGGCCCAGUACGUGGCCCUGUUGCGGCGCAGUCACGGCGCCCACUCCCGCGGGAAGAGGUUCAGCCAGAGGGUCCGAGAGGUGGCGGGCAGGUUGCUGGCGGCCGAGGCCUCCACGCACGUGCUGGUGUUCGGCAUGGAGGGGCGCCUGCCGCCCAACAGCGAGCUGGUGCAGGCCGUGCUGCGCCUCUUCCAGGAGCCGGUCCCCAAAGCGGCGCUGCGCAGGCUCGAGCGGCUGUCCCCGCACGGCGCCCGCGCCCGCGUCACCGUCGAGUGGCUGCGCAUCCACGAGGACAGCUCGAACCGCACCUACCUGGUGGACUCCAGGCUGGUGUCCCUCCAGGGGAGUGGCUGGAAGGCCUUCGACGUGACCGAGGCCGUGAACUUCUGGCGCCAGCUGGGCCGGUCUGGGCAGCCGCUGCUGCUGCAGGUGUCCGUGCAGAGGGCGCACCUGGGCCCGCGGGCCUCGGGCGCCCACACGCUGCUCCGCUUCGCGUCCCAGGGCCAGGAGGGCACGGGGCAGGGCGAGCCCCAGCUGGAGCUGCACACCCUGGACCUCGGGGCCUACGGAGCUCAGGGCGACUGCGACCCUGAGGCGACGGAGGGCGCCCGCUGCUGCCGCCAGGAGACCUACGUUGACCUGCGGGGCAUGCGGUGGGCCGAGAACUGGGUCCUGGAGCCCCCGGGCUUCCUGGCCUACGAGUGUGUGGGCGCGUGCCAGCAGCCCCCGGAGCCCCCGACCUUCAGGCGGCCGUUCCCGGGGCCAAGACAGUGCGUCGCCUCGGAGACGACCUCGCUGCCCCUGAUCGUGGGCGUCAAGGAGGGCGGCAGGCCCAGGCCCCAGGUGGUCAGCCUGCCCAACAUGAGGGUGGAGAAGUGCAGCUGCGCGUGGGACGGGGCGCCCGUGCCCAGGAGGCUGGGGCCUUAGGGCUGGCCGUGGCCACCGAGGUCUCCGAUGGACCCGUGCACCGCCCGGGGCCUUGGUGCAGAUCUUCCAAUUUAGCACCAUAGCCCUGGCCCCUGCGGUAACUUUCCUGCCUACGUGCCCCUCCCUCUGUCCUC
This is a messenger RNA of Neofelis nebulosa (Clouded leopard), 1265 nucleotides long. RefSeq names its product left-right determination factor 1-like. The record is from RefSeq and is a predicted model, not a curated record. NCBI's taxonomy places the organism in Eukaryota, Metazoa, Chordata, Mammalia, Carnivora, Felidae. Gene Ontology annotation, molecular function: transforming growth factor beta receptor binding; growth factor activity; cytokine activity. Gene Ontology annotation, biological process: BMP signaling pathway; SMAD protein signal transduction. Bases 34 to 1131 code for a protein of 365 amino acids. Gene Ontology annotation, cellular component: extracellular region. The transcript is spliced from 4 exons.